Messenger RNA from Lagopus muta (rock ptarmigan), 2277 nucleotides. Its product is annotated as titin-like. The record is from RefSeq and is a predicted model, not a curated record. The transcript is spliced from 6 exons. Bases 370 to 2139 code for a protein of 589 amino acids. Lineage: Eukaryota; Metazoa; Chordata; Aves; Galliformes; Phasianidae.
CUUUCUCUCUUUUGCACUAUAGAGUCACCUUAUUUUAGAAAGGAGUUUCAAUCCAUGGAAGUCUUGAAGGAUUCUGAUGUGGUUUUGGAGUGUGAGGUGCUUGGUACACCUCCCUUUGAAGUGUUUUGGGUGAAGGAUGAUAAGCCUGUGCGGAGCAGUAAGAAGCAUAGAAUAAGCACUGAGAAAUCUUUGAUUAGCCUCCAUGUCUUCAGGUUUGAUGCGUCUGAUGUUGGUGAAUAUCAGUGUAGAGUAACAAAUGAUGUGGGAAGCUGUUUCUGCAGUUCAGAGGUCACACUGAAAGGUUAGUGCAAGGUGGAAAACUCCACUAAGCGUGAUUUUGUGCCAGUGUGGUUUCCAUGCCACACAAGCAUGAACCAGGCCUGUACUUACUUAGUCACUUUCUUCCUGCUAGAGCCUCCCCAGUUUUUGAAGAGGAUAGAAAACAUUAGUUCCCUUCGAGGGGGCACAGUCGUGUUUCAGGCUGCUGUUAAAGGCUCCUUGCCCAUCACUGUGUCCUGGCUGAAAGACAGUGAUGAAGUUAUUGAAGACAGUAAUAUCAAAAUGACCUUUGUGAACAAUAUUGCCACUCUUCUGGUGAAGUCUAUUGAACUGAAACAUGAUGGAAAAUAUUUCUGCCAGGCUAAAAAUGAGGCAGGAAUUCAGAGGUGCUCUGCUCUGCUGACUGUCAAAGAGCCUGCUACAAUCGUGGAUAAGGCUGUGUCAAUAGAUGUGACUGAGGGAGACCCAGCAACCUUGCAAUGUAAAUUUUCCGGAACAAAAGAUAUUACAGCCAAAUGGUUCAAAGAUGGCAAGGAAUUGACUUUAGGCCCAAAAUAUAAGAUCAGUGUUACAGAUACUGUCUCAGUCUUAAAGGUACUUCAUGCGGAAAAGAAAGAUAGUGGGGAAUAUGUAUUUGAGGUUCACAACGAUGUUGGAAGAAGUAGCUGUUCUGCCAGCAUCAAUGUCCUAGAUCUCAUUAUACCACCUAAAUUCACCAAAAAGCUCAAGAAAAUGGACAGCAUUAAGGGAUCUUUUGUCCACUUGGAAUGUAUAGUGUCUGGUUCACAUCCUAUAAGUAUCCAGUGGUACAAGGAUGGUCAAGAAAUAACAACAAGUGAAAAGCACAAAUACUCUUUCCAUGAUAAUACUGCCUUUCUGGAAAUCAAUAAACUCGAAGGCACAGACAGUGGCUCUUACACUUGUGAAGCAACAAAUAAGGCAGGAAGCAACCAAUGCAGUGGGUUCUUAACCGUCAAAGAGCCACCAUAUUUUGUGGAAAAGCCUCAGUCCCAAGAAGUUGUGCCCCAUGCUAGGGUUCAGUUCAAAGCAUUGGUGAAAGGUUCUACUCCUCUGCAGAUAAAGUGGUUUAAAGACAGCCAGGAGCUCCUUUCUGGAGCCAAUCGUUCUGUCUGGAUGGAUGACACAUCUAGUGUGCUGGAGCUCUUCUCAGCUAGGAUGUCUGACUCUGGGAACUACACUUGUCAGAUAAGCAAUGAUGUGGGGACUGCAACAUGUAAAGCAACUUUGUUUGUAAAAGAGCCCCCCAGGUUUAUUCAGAUGCCAACUCCUGUAGUAGCUUUGCGUGAAGGACAGUCCACUACUUUUGAGUGCCAUGUAGUAGGAACACCAGAGAUACGUGUCACGUGGUACUUGGAUGGGAAUGAAAUGACUGAUGAAGCUAAGUACAGCAUCUCUUUCAUUGAUGGUCUAGCCACUUUGAAAGUCACUCAAGCCAGAGUGUCGGAUAGUGGGAUUUAUGUUUGUGAAGCCCACAAUGAUGCAGGUAGUGAGAGCUGCAGCAUCGAGUUGAAAGUAAAAGAGCCUCCAACAUUUGUUCGAGAAUUGAGACCUACUGAGGUAGUAAAGGGUUUGGAUGCCAUGCUUGAGUGUGAGGUGACUGGUACUCCUCCAUUUGAGGUGAAGUGGCUGAAGAAUAAUAAGGAGAUGUUCAGCAGCAAGAAAUAUGCUAUCUCCACCAAAGAAUCAAUAUUUACUCUUAAUGUGACCAACUGUGACACCUCAGAUGUAGGUGAAUAUCAGUGCAUUAUAUCAAACGAAGUUGGAAGCUGUUCUUGUAGCACAAGGCUCAGCUUGAAAGGUCAGUUUCUUGAAAAGUACCCCAAAGAUUACUGCCACUAGCUGAAGUACAGUGACUAAGAUGACCUUAUGUGAUCUCUCCUUUAUUCCCUUUCCAUGACUUACCCUUCUACACAAUAAAACCUCACACCAUAGAACCAGCAUCCUUUGUCAAGAAACUGGAGAAUGUCACUACUGUUU